Molecule: messenger RNA, 1293 nt
Organism: Helobdella robusta
Lineage: Eukaryota; Metazoa; Annelida; Clitellata; Rhynchobdellida; Glossiphoniidae
Exons: 2
Coding region: 1-1293 (430 amino acids)
Molecular function (GO): catalytic activity
Source: RefSeq, a predicted model, not a curated record
AUGUUAACCAUGUUAGAGAUGCCAACGACCAUGACAACAACACCAACAAUAAUGUUAAUAAUUGCAGCAACAACACCAAUACUAAUUUUAACAACAACAUCAUCAUUGUCAAUAACAGCAACAAUAACAACAGCAACAACAACAACAAAAAAAGGUUCUGGAGCAACGGCCUUCUUGUGGUGGAACCGAUUGGCGUCGUGGUCAGGAUCGCUCCUCUCCUCCUCGUCAACAAACCGUUGCAGCAACCCCUCCCCAACACGAUUUCACCGUUCUGGGUUUUUGCCUGUGGAGCAGUUCUCGCCGGCCGGCCUGCUCCGCAUGCUAUUACUGCGGGCCGGCAUCGAAUCCAACCCAGGUCCGAAGAUAUGGAUCUGCGAGAUAUGUAACAAACGUGUCAACAAAACCCACUACUCUGUCCGCUGCAGAACAUGCUGCAAGUGGACACACCUCAACAACUGCGCCACUAACUUAGGAAGUUAUUAUCUCUGUAAUAACUGUCCUCACCCUACUACAAUUACUAGCUCGCCGGUGCGUGGUGCGCAACCCCAUCGUCCCAUCAUCUGCAAUAAAACAUCUGCAACACCCAACAUCAAUCCAAUCUCGCACUCGGACAGCAAGCUGAAUAUUCUUCAAUUCAACUGCAACGAUCUCAAGAAUAAGAAUAAGAGUGCCGAGAUUGCUCAUCACCUAUCCAUACACAAUAUCUCAAUCGCCGCCCUCCAGGAGACGAAACUUUCAACUCGCUCUGCUGUUCCGGUUUUCAAGAAUUAUGCUAUAUACCGGAAAGACCGGAAAAGUGGUCGUGGCGGCGGCCUCAUGAUGCUGAUACAUCAUAAGAUCCCUUACACCAUUAAACAGCUACCUGAUACAGAUACCACGGAGAGCCAGGGGAUCACCAUCAUGGCUGAUGGCACCGAGAUAAAUAUAGUGAACGUAUAUAUCCCUCCUCAAUUUGCUUUCCCACCUCAUUUCUGCGCUUCAAUAGUAGAUUUAUUGGAAUUCCCUAACAUCAUUCUACUUGGCGAUCUAAAUGCUCAUGAUGGCCUCUGGUACUCGGGUAUUAGUGAUGCACGUGGCGAAACGCUAGCGGCGGAAAUAGACGAUUCCGACUGCUGUACUUUAAAUCUUGACAGUCCAACCAGGCUUCCAUCUAAUAAACAGAAAAGCUUUUUUCGGUAUUCCUAUACCAUCUUCGGUGUUCAAAUUGAUAUGUUAUGGUUGUGUCCAGAGGCUAAAAUAUUUUUAUACUGUGCCUAUUUAUUGGUUCCUUGUUUGUUCCAAGUGAAUAUUUAG